Molecule: messenger RNA, 630 nt
Organism: Pseudovirgaria hyperparasitica
Lineage: Eukaryota; Fungi; Ascomycota; Dothideomycetes; Acrospermales; Acrospermaceae
Exons: 1
Coding region: 49-420 (123 amino acids)
Source: RefSeq, a predicted model, not a curated record
GUGGUGUUGGUCAUGAGCGUCUCGGCGGCGGAGACGCUCGCGGCGGGAAUGUCUGGGCCCGCGGGGUCUGCUGCCAUGGUUUUCUCUACUUUCUUCAGGCGCGGCGGGGAGCGGGGAAUGCUGCUGCGACAGACAACGACGACGACGACGACGACAACAACGAGGAGGAGCAGAAGUGCAACAACGAGGCUCGGUACCGCCAGACCGCGCUGCAGCACAUCUAUAUACAUACAUACACACCCAAGCCCCACGUCCGUCCAGGGCAUGCCUCGCUCGCAAAAGUCUAAUUCCCCAAACGUCGACGACAUGUCACCGGACAUGGACCUCCGUGAGCACAGUGAGCACCCUCCCUCCCGCGCACCGCACACCAUCCUCCGUACCCCACCCUCGCAUUCGUACCAGCCCGAGGCCGCGUACUAGCACACCAGGCACGUGGACGGGUGCGACUAAAUAACCGACCGCCACCUCUGUAUCUACCUACUCUACCGUAGUGCAACACCUCGUAUAGCCAACAGGCACGAACGAACGAACGAACGAAUGUACAAACGAACAAACGAAUGAACGAACGAACAAACGCAUGAGGCAAGUCCAAGAAACGCGGCUAAUUGCGGUCUUGGCCGAUCGACGACG